AUGAAGAUAGGGCACACUUUCUCCUCCGUUGCGCAUCCUCAAGGCAACGGUCAGGUAGAAUGUGUCAACAAAAGUAUCGUUGACGGGAUAAAAGCCCGUCUGGGCACAAAGAGAAGAGGAUGGGUCGACGAGCUUCCAAGCAUCCUAUGGGCUCACCGAACCAUUCCAAAGACAAGCACUGGCGAAACUCCUUUUAGCCUAGUAUACGGCUCAGAGGCAGUUAUCCCAGCUGAAGUUGGACUCCCCUCACCACGCUUGAUGGCGGUCAACACGAUUGAUAACGAAGCAGAGCGUCGUCUUGACCUCGAUUUACUAGAAGAGAGGCGCGAAAUUGCGCAGAUUAAAGAAGCAAAGUAUAAAACACAGCUGGAAAGGAUAAUCGGUCAGUUAGCAGCUCAAGAAAUCAAAGAAGAUUAA
Helianthus annuus (common sunflower) is the source of this 417-nucleotide messenger RNA. RefSeq lists its product as uncharacterized. The record is from RefSeq and is a predicted model, not a curated record. Gene Ontology annotation, molecular function: nucleic acid binding. Lineage: Eukaryota; Viridiplantae; Streptophyta; Magnoliopsida; Asterales; Asteraceae. Bases 1 to 417 code for a protein of 138 amino acids. The transcript has 2 exons.